Messenger RNA from Prunus mume (Japanese apricot), 4167 nucleotides. NCBI's taxonomy places the organism in Eukaryota, Viridiplantae, Streptophyta, Magnoliopsida, Rosales, Rosaceae. The record is from RefSeq and is a predicted model, not a curated record.
UUUCCGUUCUGCUUUUAGUACGAUUACUAAAACAUGAUAUAGCUAUAAGCUCUACCACUUCUUUCUAGAUCUCAUCUCAUCCUUGAAUCUAUCCUCAUCCUCAGGUGCAACGUAGGUCUUCAUAAUCAUAUACUCUCUCUGCAGCUUCUUUCUUGAUCUGGAGCUAAUUUUUGACAGGUUUACUGGUUUUGGAUAGGGAUAUGGAUUCUUCUUCUUCUUCUUCUUCUUCUCUUCCUUUUCCUGCUCCUCUUCGAGAAAAGUACGAUGUGUUUCUUAGUUUCAGAGGUGAAGACACACGCGCCACUUUUACCAGCCAUCUUCACAAGGCUUUACUUGGGAAGAACAUUGACACCUACAUAGAUCGCAGGCUCGAGAGAGGAGAUGAAAUUGCUCCUGCCCUUCUAAAAGCAAUCGAGAGAUCGAAAAUUGCACUUGUCAUUUUCUCAAAAGACUAUGCGUCUUCCACUUGGUGUUUGAAAGAACUUGUUCAUAUACUUGGAUGCAAGAAAAGCUAUGGACAGAUUGUUAUACCCAUUUUUUAUCGCAUAGAUCCAUCAGAUGUACGAAAGCAGCAGGGAACUUAUGCACUUGAAGAUCGUCCACGUAAGCGCAGUAGGGAUGAGGUGGCCAACUGGAGGGCUGCUUUGGAGGAAGCAGCCAAUAUUUCUGGGUUUCAUGAUUCAAGCAAAACAGGGACGGAGGCCGAUUUUGUUGAGGAAGUUGUUCAAGAUGUUUUGACCAAAUUGAAUAGCCAAUCGUUAGGGGAUUUAAAAGGUCUGGUUGGAAUUCAAAGGAAAAUUGAGGAAAUUGAGUCGUUAUUAUGCUUGGAUUCACCAGGUGUUUGCUGUGUAGGUAUAUGGGGCAUGGGUGGUAUUGGCAAGACCACCCUUGCUGAUGCUGUAUUUCACAAGCUGUCCUCUAAAUUUGAUGCUGCUUGUUUUCUUGCAAAUGUCAGGGAGAAAUCAGAAAAAACGGAUGGACUACAUCAGUUGCGAAAUAAACUUGUUGGUGAGAUAUUAAAGGAUAAAGAUGUAAAUAUCGACACUCCGUCUAUACCACCUUAUAUUCAAGAUAGGCUCAGGCGUACAAAGGCGCUCAUUGUUCUUGAUGAUGUGAAUGCUCGAAAACAACUAGAAUAUCUUGUUGGUGAUGAUGAUCGGUUUUGCCAAGGAAGUCGAAUCAUUAUAACUGCUAGAGAUAAAGGCCUACUUGAGCAAAAAGUUGACCCUGAAAAGAUAUACAAUGUUGAGGGAUUAUGUUCUGAUGAAGCUCUUAAGCUCUUUCAUUCGCAUGCUUUUGGAAUUAAGUCUCCGACAACAGAUUAUAUUGGGUUGUCAAAAAAGGUGAUAGUUUAUAGUAAGGGCAAUCCAUUAGCUCUUAAAGUUAUGGGGUCCUCAUUCCAUCGUUGCAAGAGCAAACGAGAGUGGGAAGUUCAAUGGAAAAAAGUGAAACGAGUUCCAAUCGGAGAAAUCCAGGAAGUGUUGAGAGUAAGUUACGAUGGAUUAGAUGACAAUGCGAAGGAGAUAUUUCUUGAUAUAGCAUGUUUUCAUAAAGGCCGUAUGAGGAAUGAUGUAGAAAGAAUGUUAGAUAGUUGUGAUUUCUUUGGGGAAACAGGAAUCAAUGAUCUUAUUGAUAGGUCUCUCAUAUCAAUUUCAUUCAAUUCCUAUGACAAGGAAUGUAUAGAGAUGCAUGAUUUGGUGGAAGAAAUGGGUAAGGCAAUUGCUCAAGGCAGUAGGUUACUCAUGACAAAGGAUGUCAAUCAAUUAUUGGCAAAUAACCAGAGCGAUGGACAUGUUCAAGCCAUAUCCAUUGAUGGUUUGCUUGAGAUGGAAUAUGCAAACUUCGAAAAGAUGCGUGAACUGAGAUUGCUAAGUGUCUUUUCUUUUGAGGACCUCGCAACUUCAUUAAUUGGUUCUCUAGGUCUUCCAAAUUCUCUCAGAUAUCUUGACUGGUACAGAUAUCCUUUGAAAUCUUUGCCAUCAAAAUUUUCUGCUCAAAAUCUUGUUGUCCUUGAAAUGCCGGGCAGCCAAGUUGUGGGGCAACUUUGGAAUGAAGACCAGAGUCCUGUGAACUUAAAAUGGAUCUGUCUUAAUGCAUGCAAAGAUCUAACUGAAGUCCCAAAUCUCUCUCGGAGUCUAAAAAUUGAGCAUAUAGAAAUGAAUGACUGUCAAAGUUUGGUUGAAAUUCCUUCGUAUUUUCAACAUCUUGGCAAGCUUACUUAUCUUGACCUUGGGGGCUGCACAAAUCUCAAAAUUCUUCCCAAGAUGCCAUGUAAUCUUGAAGUCUUACUUUUAUCUGACACAGCAAUAGAGGAAUUGCCUUCAUCAGUUUGGUCUCACGAAAAAAUAUCUCGCUUAGAUAUUACAUCUUGUGAACAUCUUAAGAGUCUUCCAAGCAACACUUGUAAGCUGAAACUCUCUCUUAGUCUAGAAGGCUGCGAAUCUCUUUUCGAGUUUUGGGAGCUUCCCAGGGAUACAACAGAGCUAGCGUUGACUUAUUCAACAAUAAAAGAAUUGAGGAUUAAUGCAUCAAUAGAGUAUGCCGUUGGUCUCACUGCAAUUAAACUGAAUUAUUGCGAAAGUCUUGUGAGUCUCCCAACGAACAUUUGGAAGUUGAAAUCUCUAAAGAGCCUUGAUCUCCAGGAUUGUUUUAACUUUCAAAACUUCCCAGAAAUCUCAGAGGUUAUGGAAUAUCUAGAGUUUCUAAAUUUAUCAGGUACAGCGGUUAAAGAGCUACCCCCAUCAAUUAGAAAUCUAGUUGCGCUUCGAGAAUUAAAUCUCAAGUGCUGCGAUAACCUUGAAUCUUUACCAGAGCUCCCCCCAUCACUGAAGGCAAUUAAUCUCCAGGAUUGUUCUAACUUUCAAAACUUCCCAGAAAUCUCGGAGGUUAUGGAAUAUCUAGAGUUUCUAAAUUUAUCAGGUACAGCGGUUAAAGAGCUACCCCCAUCAAUUAGAAAUCUAGUUGCGCUUCGGAAAUUAGAUCUCAAGCACUGCAAGAACCUUGAGGUUGUCCCCGAUGAGCUCUUUUGCUUAACCUCAUUACAAGUGUUAAAUAUGUGGGGGACCGAAAUUAAGAGCUUACCUGCAAGCAUCAAACAAGCUGCUCAGUUGUCUCGCCUGUUCCUCACCAACUGCAAGAGCCUUGAAUCUUUACUAGAGCUCCCCCCAUUGCUUCAACAUCUUGAAGUAGUAGGUUGCACGUCACUAAAGACAGUGUCAAGUUCAAGCACUGCACUCGCACAAGGUUGGGAAAAAUAUAAAUUUUCUCCAGGGCUUCAUGAGAAACAUAUAUUUUUGGAAUGCCCAGAGUUGGAUGAGAACGCACGAAGCAACAUAAUGGCUGAUGCACAACUCAGAAUUAUGCGAAUGGCAACUGCUUCGUCAAAGUUUAAAGAAGACAAAAUUGAAAAAGCAUCAUAUAAUUCAAAUAAGGAAUCUUCCGUUGGCAUUAGAUGUCAUGGGAAUGAAAUUCCAAAAUGGUUCAGCCAUAAAAGUGAGGGAUGUUCAAUAAAGAUUGAGCUUCCUCGUGAUUGGUUUAGCACAGAUUUCUUGGGUUUCGCUCUAUCUCUUGUUGUUGUUGGUGAUACAAGUUAUAUGCAUAUUGGAUGCAAGUACAACUUCAAAACUAGUAAUGGUGAAAGCCAUGAAGUCAACCAUCCUUUGUUUUAUGAUUCACAAAUAAAUGAACUAACCUUUGUUUAUGAAGAUUCACAUGAGGUGUUUGUGUGGUGGUAUAAUAAUGUCUUUGAAGAAGUUGCAGAGGAAGCUCGAAGCCCCACUGUGUUUUACAACCAUUUUACUGAGGUCAAUGUUGACUUCAACCUACUGAAUUAUCACCGCGAACCCCUUCCGGUGGGGGACGAGGUGGGGGUGGAAAAGUGUGGGAUAUGUCUGUUGUAUGGCAAAGAUGCUGAGAUGAUAAAGCAGAGGGCUUUGUAUGCCCAAGAUGACGAAAUUCAAAAUUUCUUUUGAUUUGAGCUGUUUGCUUUGCAAGCCUUGUGGCUGAGGAUGCUUUUGAUUUUGAGUUUGUUUUAACGCCCCAUGUAAGCCAUGUAAUUUCCUUCAUUGAUUUCAAGUUUUCAAUUGUUAAAAAGUCAACAGUACUAAAUUGUACAUCAAUUGGAUUUCUGGAGAUGAAGAAAGCAGGGCCAUCGUUGGAUUCAAUGCC